Molecule: messenger RNA, 2559 nt
Organism: Melopsittacus undulatus (budgerigar)
Lineage: Eukaryota; Metazoa; Chordata; Aves; Psittaciformes; Psittaculidae
Gene: DHCR7
Product: 7-dehydrocholesterol reductase
Exons: 8
Coding region: 128-1555 (475 amino acids)
Biological process (GO): cholesterol biosynthetic process; brassinosteroid biosynthetic process
Cellular component (GO): endoplasmic reticulum membrane
Molecular function (GO): 7-dehydrocholesterol reductase activity
Source: RefSeq, a predicted model, not a curated record
GCUUUCCUCAGGAGAGCGGGACGGACGUGGGUAGCGGCUCAGGUGGGAUCCGCUGAGCUGAGCCCGUUGGUGUAAUAGGAAACGUGGUAGCGGCCGGGCCGGGCUGUGCUGAGCUGCACCGGACAUCAUGGGAGCCCAGCAGGAGAAAAAACCUUCUGAAGAAAGAAAACACAAAAGUCCCCAAAAUAAUACUCAAACAUCUCAAGUCCAGUGGGGAAGAGCAUGGGAGGUGGACUGGUUUUCCUUGGCAAGUGUCCUUUUCCUGCUUAUGUUUGCACCACUUAUUGUUUAUUACUUCAUAAUGUCCUGUGACCAGUACCAAUGCUCCCUGAUGAAUCCACUCAUUGACUUGCUAACGGGGAAUAAACAUCUGUCUGACAUCUGGAACAAGACUCCUAUGCCGACCUACAGGGCUGCUGGCAUCUAUGCCCUUUGGGUCACUUUCCAGGUGGUUUUGUAUAUAUGCCUUCCUGACUUCUGCCAUAAAUUUCUUCCUGGAUAUGUAGGAGGUGUACAAGAAGGUGCUGUCACCCCUGCUGGUAUAGUGAAUAAGUAUGAAAUAAAUGGACUUCAGGCUUGGAUCUUUACCCACGUGCUUUGGUUUGCAAAUGCCUAUUACUUCCACUACUUCUCCCCUACCAUAAUUUUUGACAACUGGAUUCCUCUCAUGUGGUGUGCCAAUAUCCUGGGAUAUGCAGUUUCUACAUUUGCAAUGAUUAAAGGCUUCUUUUUCCCUACCAAUCCAAAAGACUGCAAAUUCACUGGCAACUUCUUUUACGACUACAUGAUGGGGAUUGAAUUUAACCCUCGGAUAGGAAAGUGGUUUGAUUUCAAGCUCUUCUUCAAUGGGCGCCCUGGUAUUGUAGCUUGGACUCUGAUUAACCUUUCCUAUGCUGCUAAACAACAGGAGCUGUAUGGCCAAGUAACUAACUCCAUGAUCCUUGUCAAUGUCCUUCAGGGUAUUUAUGUUUUGGACUUCUUCUGGAAUGAAGCCUGGUAUUUGAAAACCAUUGAUAUCUGCCAUGAUCAUUUUGGAUGGUAUUUGGGCUGGGGAGACUGUGUUUGGUUGCCUUACCUCUAUACUUUGCAGGGCUUGUAUUUGGUUUACCACCCUGUCCAGCUGGGCACAGCCAAUGCUAUAGGGAUCUUGAUACUGGGCUUCAUCGGCUAUUACAUCUUCAGAAUGACCAACCACCAGAAGGACCUUUUCCGUCGUACCAACGGCAACUGCAAGAUAUGGGGGAAGAAACCAGAGUACAUAGAGUGUUCCUACAUGUCUGUAGAAGGCACCAAGUACUACAGCAAACUGAUGACCUCGGGAUUCUGGGGGUGGGCACGUCAUUUUAACUACACAGGUGACCUAAUGGGUUCCCUGGCCUACUGCCUGGCUUGUGGCUUUGAGCACAUCUUGCCUUACUUCUACAUAGUUUAUAUGACUAUUCUGCUAACCCACCGGUGCAUUAGGGAUGAACACCGUUGUCUCAGCAAAUACGGUAAGGACUGGAAGCGCUACACUGCAGCAGUCCCUUACCGGCUCCUACCAGGAGUGUUUUAAAGCUAACACAGAAACCUAGGGAAAUAUAAGAAAGACUUUUUGGAGGUGAAGAGAGUUUAUCGACAUUGUUAAACUAACAAAAACACUUUGUGAAAGACACUCAUACUGUUCUGAAGGAGAAGGGGUAGCUGGACAAUAAUGCUUAUUGUACUGAAGGCACAUACAAAUGGACUGUAUUUAAAGUAAAUGAAAUGAGGUAUUAGAAUGUCCUGGGUUUUGAGAGGACUCUUAUUUGGAACUUUCUUUUUUCCUCCUAUUCAAAAUUAACUUGGAAUUGAAGAAAAGUUCAUGUAUUGAGACUCCUGAAAUAUUCCAAAGCUUGAAGGAACAGCAGAGUUCCUCCUUAAAACAUCUUCCUCUGGCUUAGAAGAGGAGGAAAACAGUUGUGUGAUCCAUAUAGGAAAGAAGUUGUUUGAUAUGGUUGGUUGUGAUGGUCAUAGCUACAGUUAGUAACUCCCCCACAAGAGAUUUUAUUGUCUUUUGCUUUUCAAGAGGUUAACUGGGGCACCUUAUAAACUGGUGUUUUGUGAAGAUACUGAGGAGUGCUGAUUUCGGUUGAGAUAGUUAAUUUUCUUCAUAGUAGCUGGUAUGGGGUGAUGUUUUGUAUUUGUGCUGAAAACAGUGUUGAUAAUUCAGGGAUCUUUCUGUUAUGCUGGGCAGUGCUUGCACAGAGUCAAGGCCUUUUCUGCUCCUCACCCCACCGGUGAACAGGCACAAGGAGCUGGGAGGGGCCACAACCGGGACAACUGACUCUGACUGACCCAAGGGAUGUCCCAUGCUCAUGACAUCAUGCUCAGUAUAUAAAGCUGGGGAAAGAAGGAAGGGGUACAUAUUUGGUAUGAUGGCCUUUGUCUUCCCAAGUAACCAUUAUUCAUGAUGGAUCCCUGCUGUCCUGGAGAUCGCUGAUCACCUGCCUUCCCAUGGGAAGUGAUGAAUGAGUUCCUUGGUUUUCUGGUUUGAGCAUGUGGCUUGUGCUUUACCUAUUAAACUGCCUUUAUCUCAAA